Boleophthalmus pectinirostris (great blue-spotted mudskipper) is the source of this 1510-nucleotide messenger RNA. RefSeq names its product globoside alpha-1,3-N-acetylgalactosaminyltransferase 1-like. The record is from RefSeq and is a predicted model, not a curated record. The coding region runs from base 1 to 942 and encodes 313 amino acids. Gene Ontology annotation, molecular function: hexosyltransferase activity. Gene Ontology annotation, biological process: carbohydrate metabolic process. Lineage: Eukaryota; Metazoa; Chordata; Actinopteri; Gobiiformes; Gobiidae. Gene Ontology annotation, cellular component: membrane; vesicle; Golgi apparatus. The transcript is spliced from 6 exons.
AUGCCGCACCUGUCGCCCCCGCCACACCUGCUGCACCUGCCGCCCCCGCCACCCUGCCGCACCGGUGGAGCCGAGCGUUUUGAGGAGGUCGAAGGUCACGCGGUGUUGUUUUGGUUUCAGGCGUAUGACGUCGUCACGGUAACGCCCUGGCUCGCCCCCGUCGUCUGGGAGUCGACCUUUGACCCUGUGCUGAUGGACGCCAUCUUCAAACCCCAGAACCUGACCAUCGCCGCCACCGUGUUCGCCGUCGGGAAGUACGUGCAGUUCCUGAAGGACUUCCUGUUGACCUCGGAGCAGUUCUUCUUCGUUGGUUUUAACGUUCACAUUUACGUUUUCACCGAUCGACCCGAAGACGUCCCCAAGAUCCAACAGGCCCCAGGACGACAGGUCUCGGUCCGGGUGGUCCCGUCGUCUCGGCGUUGGCAGGAGAUCUCGGCUCGUCGGAUGGAGAUGAUUCACGCUCUGCUCUUGGAGCUGAGCGGCUCCACUCACUACGUCUUCUGUCUCGACGUCGACUCCAAAUUCCACGGACGCUGGGGCCCCGAGAGCCUGAGCGACCGGGUCGCCGUGGUGCAUCCAGGUUACUAUCGCGAUGGGCGGAGUCGGUUCCCGUACGAGCGGCGUCCUGAGUCCAGGGCCUACAUGGCGCCCUCUGAUGGAGACUUUUAUUACUGCGGCGGCGCCUUCGGAGGAAACGUGGACCAAGUCCUGGUCUUAACCCAGACCUGCUCCAAGAACUUCAGAGACGACGAGAAGGAAGGAGUGGAGGCCGCCUGGCAGGAGGAGAGCCACCUGAACAGAUAUUUCUGGGAGAACAAACCCUCGAAGGUUUUAUCUCCAGAGUUUUUGUGGCAGGAUUUUAAACUUUUGAAUCCCGAGAUCCGGAUCGUCCGAUUCUCUGGAGUCGUUAAGAACUACGCCGCCAUCAGACCCAACGUGUGACUGGACCAGGACUGGAUUCAGGACUGGACUGGAUCAGGACUGGAUCAGGACUGGACCAGGUGGACUGGACCAGGUCUGGACCAGGACUGGACCAGGACUGGACCAGGAUUGGACCAGGACUGGAUCAGGUCUGGAUCAGGACUGGAUCAGGUCUGGACCAGGUCUGGAUCAGGUCUGGACCAGGACUGGAUCAGGUCUGGAUCAGGACUGGACCAGGUCUCCUCUGAAGCUGUGUUCUUGUGAUUUUCGGUUUGAGAUUCGUUGGAGGAAUCGGCACCGACUCGGUUCUGUCGACCUGAAAACACCAAGUUUUUCAGAUCAAACUCCCACUGUGUCCAGCAGAGGGCGCAAUAAUGUGAGACCAAACACACUCCCUCCAGAAGGAGGCGCUAAAGACUGAACCUGCGCACAAAUAUUUUUGACAGCUUUCUUACUCCAUAGAGGAGGCUCUAUGGAGUAAGAAAGCUGUCAAAAAUAUUUGUGCGCAUAAAAUAGAAAUCCGUGCGUAUGUGGGAAAUCUGUGCAUAUUUGGCUGUAUUUGCGCAUAAAAUAUUUGUAAACUCUCAAA